AUGGGAGGAGGAAAAGUGAGGUGGCGGGGUCUCUGGGAGGGCAGGCGGCAAGAGCGACAGGCAAAGCGAAUCGACUUUGGCGCAGCAAGAAACUGCACUACAACAGCAAGAGGACAACAAGAGGACAGCAGCGGAAAGGGAAGGCGAGAGGGGCGGAGGCCCGGUAUGGAGACAACGCAGGGCUACGGAGGGCAGAUGAAGCCAGGCCGUGAACCAGGCUUAACCGACAGCUUUGGACAGCCCCGCGAUUUUUCACAUUUGAUUAGCAACCAGGCGCUACUGGAGCUGCGUCUUGGGGAGAGUUGGGAGCUGAUGGCGGGAAGCUCUGUGGCUUUUACUGCGACGAGGGGAUUGGGCGCCGGGUUUCGUUGGGCCAUUUUGACCGUUCGCCCCUCACCCUCCACCGGCUGA
This is a messenger RNA of Sporothrix schenckii 1099-18, 411 nucleotides long. RefSeq lists its product as uncharacterized. The record is from RefSeq and is a predicted model, not a curated record. The transcript is spliced from 2 exons. NCBI's taxonomy places the organism in Eukaryota, Fungi, Ascomycota, Sordariomycetes, Ophiostomatales, Ophiostomataceae. Bases 1 to 411 code for a protein of 136 amino acids.